AUGAAGUUCGGCGACGAGUUCAACGACAGAUCGAUCUCCAGAUGGAGGAAUUACAACAUCGACUACAACGACAUCAAACAUAAGAUCAAGGAGGCAACUACCGCGCUCAAAGACUCGAAUUCCAGUUACUCUGAUAAGUCAAAUGACACCCACGAUACAGACAACUCCAAGUCGUCCAGGUCCUCGCGCUCGUCUAUAGAAUAUGCCCAGGACAGAGUCACCAGAAAACACCUAAGGAAGCUGUUCAAGGUGUUUAAGGAACAGAUUGAGUUUGCGUCUUUAUUUGUGAACUCAAAGUACGGAGAGAUCUCCAGACGUAUCCUUACCACCAAGAACCAGCUCAACAUGUUCAUCAACUCUACUCUGGAAGCUCCACAGGAACAGAGCGGGAUCCAACAACGGCUUCAAAGAAGAAAACUAGCCACCAUCCAAAAGGAACUUGAGUUCAUAUCGGCUGAUUUGCAAGAUCUGUCCCGUUUCAUCCUGCUCCAAAAGAUCGCCCUCAAGAAACUGUUCAAGAAAUUCAUCAAACACAGCGAUUACCAGUAUAAACACGAGCUUGUCAACAAGAUCACCGCAGAGUGUCUUAACGGUGACCCAAACUCGUUUGUCAAUCUGUACUUGAACGAUGCGGCUUUGGAGCUGACUUUAAUGUUCGAUGUGAUCAACAACUACAACGCCACACGGACGGCUCAGCCCGUCGCCCACGACACCCGCAGGCAGUCUGUGAUCUCCGCAGAGUCCCUCACGUUUGCUGACUUCCGUCCCAACGAGUUUGCACCAUCGAGAUCCACCACGUUCGAUCUCAUCUCGCACAAAAAGGGGUCCGUCUGCCAGCGGUUCUGGGUCCACAACGACAACGUUGACGAGACGAAACUCAAACUUCUCAGCCAGUUCAAACUGAUUUCGGACGAUACAGGACUCGUGGACGACGAUGUCCAUCCAAAAACCGUGAAAAAAUACCAGCAGCCAGGCCCAACUCAAACCCCGCCACGACAGCUCAAACAGACAAAGUCGGCGGUCGACUUGACCAAGCAGAACACGCAGGACGACUCUACCUUCCGUCCAGACACCAAGAUCGUGAAGCUCUGGCUCAACAACUUGGAUGAUCCUCUCGUGACCUCUCAAGAAGGCUUGUCGUUCUUGUCGUCAUCGGACACCGUCUUGUCUGCGGGACUCGUUGCACAGAUCCACAACACACAGUACUUCAACUCGCGGCGUGCAGAGAAACCAUUGUUGAUCUCUCCGAUCGGAGGCCUUCAUCAAUUUGCAGCUACAAGCGUCACCGAGAAGCUCAUCCAGUCCCUAUUUUCUCCUUCUAAACUACCUGUGGAGGUAUUCAAGAACAAGAUCCUCAAGGACUGGUGCGAUUCUGGACUCGUUGGCAACCCAAAGAUGGCCCAGUUGUCCUUGGACUGGUGUAUUGACAAGAAAAUGGCUCCUUUAGCCAAAGUUUCGGUGAACAGACUCAGAUUCAUCAGUCUGAGCCAGGAAGGCUCGCAACCAAAAAUCGACUGCUACCUGACCUUGGACAGCGACGUCCAGGUCCACAAGAUCGACUCAAAUUCGGAUUUGAGUUUCAACUUCCCUGAAGACAGCGUUCCUUUCGACCAUUCGAUUCUGGAAGUCAGAUACGACACGCCGCUGAAAGUUCUGCCGCCGGCAGUCCAGUCACUAAUCAACUCGCAUCUUGUCUACCGUGUGGACAAUCUAAACUUUUCUCUCAACAACUAUCUCCUCUGGAGAUUCUACCAGAAUUCUCUCACGGACGAAGCAAUGCUGCAAUACAUUGCACCGUGGUUCGAAGUCCUGCAAAAUCAGGAUAUUCGCAAGCUUCCAUCCAUCACCAAGAAGCCGUCAGAAGAAGCUGUCAAGUCACAGGCUCCAAAAGGAAUUCUCCUCAACAGGAACGAGCCAUCGGAUGCCCAAAAACAAUUACAGGAAGGAAAACGGUACUGGAACGAGUUUGACGACGGAAGCGACCAGGAAUACGAUCAAGGGUACUACGUUGAUGACGACGACUACGACUAUUCGGACUCAAGGAUGUUAUUUGGCAAUUUCGCCGGACUAGGGUUUCUCACUUCGGGCAGAAUUGAUGCUAUAUUACAAUACUCUAACAAAAUCUCCAACAAGCUGUCGAGCUUGCUGCAUAUUAGACCGGCUCGAGCAGAGGCCUCUCCGUUGCUGCCUUCACACCACAAUGGUCAGCAUUUAUACAAGUCAUUAAUCAACGGGGCUGGUCCAACUGAGGACGAGUCUGAGUCCGACACGGACAACAGCGAGAACAGAUCGCUGCUGAACCGGCUGAAACGUUCGCCAAACAACGGCGAGCAUUUCCACCAGCGCCAAAUGUCUCUGGUGAACGGCCAGUCCAAGUCAAACGAGAUGGUGGCACAGAUAAACCACGACCGCAUCCUGUGUUUCCUUUACCUGACGUCUAUGUUGGUUUCUUUCCUGACCACGGGAGUUGGUCUUGGAGUGAUCUACUCCACGCUGCAGACCAGUGACGACGUGACAGAGACCAGUGGAGCCAUAUUGCUGCUGUGCUUUGGUCUCGGUUGCUUGGUGUUGAGUCUGCUUCUCAGCGGCGCAGCGGUGUGUCUGCUAAUGGCUCGAUACAGUUGGCCUCCAAUGUGGCACCAGGUGCUGGUGUGGUCGAGUCUGCUUCUCAUCUCCGUCCUCUUUAUCAUCUCUUUGGUGUCAUGUUUCUAG
Messenger RNA from Ogataea philodendri, 2712 nucleotides. RefSeq lists its product as uncharacterized. Gene Ontology annotation, cellular component: fungal-type vacuole membrane; vacuolar transporter chaperone complex. Gene Ontology annotation, biological process: vacuole fusion, non-autophagic; microautophagy; vacuolar transport. The record is from RefSeq and is a predicted model, not a curated record. The transcript has a single exon. NCBI's taxonomy places the organism in Eukaryota, Fungi, Ascomycota, Pichiomycetes, Pichiales, Pichiaceae. The coding region runs from base 1 to 2712 and encodes 903 amino acids.